This is a messenger RNA of Lodderomyces oxycetoniae, 1098 nucleotides long. RefSeq names its product rRNA-processing endoribonuclease (gene RCL1). Gene Ontology annotation, cellular component: nucleolus. Lineage: Eukaryota; Fungi; Ascomycota; Pichiomycetes; Serinales; Debaryomycetaceae. Gene Ontology annotation, biological process: endonucleolytic cleavage of tricistronic rRNA transcript (SSU-rRNA, 5.8S rRNA, LSU-rRNA); ribosome biogenesis. Gene Ontology annotation, molecular function: RNA endonuclease activity. The transcript has a single exon. The record is from RefSeq and is a predicted model, not a curated record. Bases 1 to 1098 code for a protein of 365 amino acids.
AUGCUGCUGAAUAAUAAUUUGCUAGUUUUUGAAGGUUACCGUAACUUUCGUCUUCGAAUCGUAUUGGCUACGCUUGCAGCAAAGUCUAUAAAAAUCACAAAGAUCAAGUCGAAUGAUUUGAACCCUGGGUUAAAAGAUUACGAGGUUUCCUUUCUCAGACUCAUUGAAUCAGUUACAAAUGGCUCGCAUAUUGAAAUAUCCUAUACUGGUACAACUGUCAUAUAUAGGCCGGGGAUCAUUGUUGGUGGUGAAAUCACACAUACUUGCCCAACCUCGAAAUCUGUUAGUUACUUUAUUGAACCUAUGUUGAUGUUGGCGCCAUUUUCAAAAAACAAGUUUAGUAUCAUUUUUAAAGGAUUGACCAAUAACUUAAAUGAGACUGGUAUUGAUGCUAUAAAAUGGGGGUUUUUACCUAUUAUGGAAAAGUUUGGUGUACGUGAUUGCUUGUUACAUAUCUUGAAAAGAGGCUCUCCUCCACUUGGAGGAGGCGAGGUACACCUAAUAUGUAACUCGCUAUUAACAGUUCCUUUGACUAUUCACGCGAUCGAUGUUCCAAAAUUUUCGGCAAUUAGAGGAGUCGCUUAUUGCACUAGGGUAAGUCCCUCCAUUGUCAACCGAAUGAUUGAUGGUGCACGAACAGUACUAAAAAACACCGGCUGUGAAGUUAACAUUACAGCUGAUGUUUGGAAAGGAGCAAAUUCGGGUAAUUCGCCCGGUUUUGGGAUCACUUUGAUAGCAGAAUCUAAAAAAGGCUGGAGAAUAGUUGCAGAUAACGUUGGUGGAGCACAGUCAUUACCUGAAGAUUUGGGCGAAUUGACCGCAUAUCAACUAAUGAAUGAGGUAACAAAGAGUGGGAGUAUUGGACGCAUCCAAUUGGUCUUCAGUCUUGUUUUUAUGGCUAUUGGUAAAGAGGAUUUGGGAAGAAUCAAAAUACAUGAAAGCGAGGUUGAUGAAAACUUGCUUUAUGCUCUCAGAGAUAUCAAAGAGUUUUUUGGAACUGAGGCGUUUCUUCAGCCUGAUGAUACCAAUAACGGAGAAUUUAUCACCCUUUCAUUAAAAGGAAGUGGUUUUACAAAUAUUUCCAAAAAAGUAGCUUAA